AUGGUAUAUUUUGUCUGUCUGUCUGUAUUUCUCUCUCUCUCUUUCUCUCUUUCUCUCUCUCUCUCUCUCACACACACACACACAUACACAAACACACCCUCUUUGCGGCUACUGGCAGAUUUAUCUCUCCCCCUUUUUCUUUUUUACUUUAUUAGAAAUUUCUUUCUCAUUCAUUCUUUCUCUUUUUUUCUUUCUUUCUUUAUCUAUUUCCAUUUAUUUCUUAACGGCUUUCCUUCUCUCUUUCUUUCCUUUUCUUGCAUUAGUGGAAUUCUCUAUCUCAUCUUUCUUUCUUUUUCUCUUUCACUCGUUCUUUAUUCGUUCUUCUUUCUUUCUUUGUUUCUUUCUUUCUUUCUUUCUCUUUGUGUUUUUCUAUCUCUCUCUUUUCCUUUAUUUUACCGGGUCUUUCUUUCUCAGUCUUUCUUUCCUUCUUUUUUUUUUUCUCUUUCUCUUUCCUUUGCUUUCACUCUCUCUUUGGGGCUUUCUUUCUUUCUGGUUUUUGUUUUUUCCUUUCAUUCGAACUUUCUUUAUCAUUUACUCUUUCGUCAUUUGUCAUUAUCUCUUUCUUUUGCUUUCUUUACUGUCUCUCUUUCACUAUAUUCUCUCUCUCCCUCUCUCUCUAUGUCUCUCUCCUCUCUCUCUCUCUCUCUCUCUCUCUCUCUCUCUCUCUCUCACUCUCUGCGGCAGCUUUUCUUCUUCGUCUGUUUUGGUUUAAUUGGUGUUUCUUACUCAUUUUCUCCUAUUCUUUUGUCUUCAUCUAUUACGUUUUCCUUGUUAUUCUAUUUCUCUCUCUCUCUCUCUCUCUCUCUCUCUCUCUCUCUCUCUCUUUCUCUUUCAUUUCUGUUUCUCUUUAUUUUUGUUAGCAUCCCACUAGGUGGCGCAUUCGCCAAUAUUUCCAAGCGCCACGGAACGGCUGCGCCGCGGUCACCGGAGCUAAUCGCUGCCACCAAUGUCAUGUCUCAGCAGCGCCCCAGCAGCAUCUCUCUGCACCGCAGCGCUAUCAAUCCGUAG
This is a messenger RNA of Acanthosepion pharaonis, 1008 nucleotides long. The record is from the annotation of a GenBank genome assembly. Lineage: Eukaryota; Metazoa; Mollusca; Cephalopoda; Sepiida; Sepiidae.